Gadus morhua (Atlantic cod) is the source of this 4842-nucleotide messenger RNA. RefSeq names its product calpain 7 (gene capn7). The record is from RefSeq and is a predicted model, not a curated record. NCBI's taxonomy places the organism in Eukaryota, Metazoa, Chordata, Actinopteri, Gadiformes, Gadidae. Gene Ontology annotation, biological process: proteolysis. Bases 273 to 2732 code for a protein of 819 amino acids. Gene Ontology annotation, molecular function: calcium-dependent cysteine-type endopeptidase activity. The transcript is spliced from 21 exons.
CCCACUCCAAAUCCUCACUGCUGUUCUUCCGUCAUGUUCCCUAUGCUCUCUGUUUAUUUACACAUCUUUAUUGAUUAAACUCGGUCUAACAAACUGAUUUGUUAGAACACCCAGAACCGUAUGAUGUUCUCUGUUUUACAGAAAACAUGAGCAACUGUGUUGGAGUUAGAAGCGAAGCUCGUUUUAAGCGUUUUCAUCGGUAAACACGUCCAGCCCUCUCGGUGCUAGCCUUGUGGCUCCCCAACACCUUGUCAACAAGUGAGUCCGCCACCAUGGACUGCACGGCGCUGGAGCAUGACGCCGUCAAGUUCGCCAAGACAGCUGUCACCUGCGACCACAACGGGAAGUAUAACGAGGCUGUGUUUUACUACAAGGAAGCUGCGCAAGCGCUGAUCUACGCAGACAUGGCUGGGUCUAAACUGGACGGCAUCCAGGACAAAGUUAACGAAUACCUGGAGAGAGUCCAAGCCCUCCACAAUGCUGUCCAGGGGCAGAGCAUAGACCCACUGAAGAGCCGGCAGCAAGUGGACCUGGAACGGGCUCACUUCUUGGUGACCCAGGCGUUCCAGGAGGACGAGAAGGGGAACGGCGACGAGGCCAUUGAGCUGUACUCCCAGGCUGUGGAGCUGUGCAUCCAGACGUCCAACGAGACCACGGAGCUGACCGUUCAGACCAAGCUGAAGCAGCUGGCUCUCCAGGCCUUGGAGCGGGCGGAAGGGCUUAAAGAAUCCCAGUCCAAAUCUUCUACAGCCCAGCCUCAGGUCGCGGCCAAGCCUAGUGGCGGUACCUCUUCGGGAGCUCCCGCACGUCAGUUCUUCCCCCUUGGUCAAGACUUCACCAUCCAUGAUCGGCCACAGCCAAUGCGGGCGGUACAGUCCAGUGACCCCCAGGGACAGCGCUAUACGUCAGAGGAAAUCGAGGUGCUCAGGAGUACGUCAACAAUCAACGGCAUGGCCUACGUGCCCUUUAUGAGCGUGGAUCUGAGAGAGCGGUUUGCCUUCCCUGUUCCCUUCUCGGACAAGACAGGCAAGUUGGCACUGUCUCCCAAGCAAAAAGCCAUCUUCUCUCGCUGGGUGCGGCCGGACGAGAUCUGCAACAGCCCCACCAUGAUCCUGUCUGUGUCCAGCUUCAGCAUCAAGCAGACUGUGGUGUCUGACUGUUCCUUUGUGGCGUCGUUGGCCAUCAGCGCUGCCUACGAGAGGCGCUACAACAAGAAGCUCAUCACCAGCAUCAUCUACCCCCAGAACAGACGAGGUGAGCCAGAGUACAACCCCUGUGGGAAGUACAUGGUCAAGCUCCACAUCAACGGCGUUCCUCGGAAGGUGAUCAUCGAUGACUUCCUGCCGGUGGAUCGUAACGGGGAGCUGCUCUGCUCCUACUCCAGCAACAGGAGCGAGCUGUGGGUCUCCCUCAUCGAGAAGGCCUACAUGAAGGUGAUGGGAGGCUACGACUUUCCAGGGUCCAACUCGAACAUUGAUCUGCACGCGCUCACUGGCUGGAUCCCGGAGCGCAUUGCCAUGCACUCUGACAAUCACUCGUUCAUUAAGGACGACACCUUCCGCAUGCUUUACUCAAGGUUUCACAGGGGAGAUGUCCUCAUCACCACGGCAACGGGAGUGAUGACAGAGGAGGAGGGAGACAAGUGGGGGCUGGUGCCCACACACGCCUACGCUGUCCUUGACAUCCGAGACCACAAGGGGAGGCGUUUCCUCCAACUGAAGAACCCCUGGAGCCACUUGAGAUGGAAGGGCCGCUUCAGUGAGCGGGACGAGAAGAACUGGACCCCAGAGCUCCUCAAGUACCUCAACUUUGACCCCAAGACGGCCCAGAAGUUUGACAACGGUGUCUUCUGGAUUGCAUGGGAGGACCUUUGCCAGUACUUUGAUGUCAUCUACCUGAGCUGGAGCCCCGCCCUGUUCAAGGAAUCCUCCUGCAUUCACAGCAGCUGGGAUGCGAAACAGGGUCCAGCGAAGGAUGCGUACAGCCUAGCCAACAACCCCCAGUACAGACUAGAGGUGCAGUGUCCAGCAGGGGGCGCUGCUGUUUGGGUUCUUCUCACCAGGCACAUCACUGACAAGGAUGACUUUGCACAAAACCGGGAAUUCAUCACCCUUGUGGUCUACAAGACAGAUGGCAGGAAGGUGUACUACCCAGCGGACCCCCCGCCCUUCAUCGACGGUAUCCGCAUCAACAGCCCCCACUACCUGACCAAGAUCAAGCUGACCUCGGCUGGCACCCACACCUUCACCCUGGUCGUCUCCCAGUACGAGAAGCAGAACACCAUUAACUACACCCUGCGGGUGUACUCGGGCUGCAAGUUCUCCUACACCAAGAUCCCGACCCCCUUCACCCAUACCAAGAGGGUGACGGGCCAGUGGAAGGGCGCCAGCGCGGGGGGUUGUGGGAACUACAAGGACUCGUACAAACACAACCCCAUCUACCAGUUCAACCUGGAGCGGGCCGGCCCGCUGCUGGUCGAGCUCCGCGGUCAGAGACAGUACAGCGUAGGGUUCGAGGUGGUCACCGUGUCCACGGUCGGGGAACCUGGCCCAGCAGGCUUCCAGAAGAGGGCCAGUGGAGACUACAGGUGUGGGUUCAGCUACCUGGAGCUUGACCAUGUGCCUGCUGGCAUCUACAACGUCAUCCCCACCACCUUCCUGCCCAAACAGGAAGGACACUUCUUCCUGGACUUUAGCAGUGCCAUGGCCCUCAAGGUCUCCCACCUCCAAUGAGGGGGGAGAGAGAGAGAGAGAGAAGAGAGAGAGAGAGAGAGAGAGAGCAUGAGCAUUUGGGAUAGCCCUAAAGCCAUACCUUGGAUGUCGUUUCAAGGACCUUUGAUUUAUGCCAAAGCCAGCCACAGUUUGGACUGUGGGCACAGGUCAUCUUCUGUGGAUAAAUACUUGUGAGUACUUUGGGGCUGAGCGAGGGGGAGUCGUCGUAUUGGUCAGGAGGCUCUGAUCCAGACUGCAGGAGAACCACCGAGACUUGUUAUAUGGCUGGAAAACCAUCAUCAGUGGGGCAGUCAUCUGAUCUGUGGACCUCAGAAACCAUGAAAACACACGCAGCACUUUUCACACAUGGCCUCUCUACCACCUUAGAGAGGUCACACCCUUGGUUUGGCCUUUUCUUUUUUUCUCCGCUAGCAUUGACAUACUGCAGGUUACAUGACAUAGCUCUGCACUCAAUAGAUUCACAGGGUACCGCUUCUAUUAGGUCAAACAGGUCGGUUUUGUUCCCGGAGAUGAUUAUUGUAAUUUAUUGAUUACAAAGGGAAUGCUAUUAUUGACUAAUAUUUUCAAUGUGCCAAAUGAAGAUGAUACGGAUGAAAAUUAUAUUACUUUCAAUUUCUACUAAAGAAACUGCAAUGCAAACAUUCUGAUCAAAAAGAUUACAUUUAUUUAAGACCGCAAAGCACUAACGUAUUAAUGUCGGAAGCAAUAGCAUUUUGGUUUCCAUGGAGCCAAAUCCAUUGCCCAUCAAACAGAAUCAAAGCUAUCUUAAAAUCUAUUUGAACCCACCAUUAACUUGUGCAACAGCAGUUCAUGCUUAAAAACAUUUGAACAGGGGUUUGCUUGGUAAAGUGAGUAAAAUUCAGAUUGUUGACUAAUUUCUGUCAGAUCUGUGCUGUUAUACUUUUUGUUGAUUGAUACAGGGUAGGAAACGGGAAACUCAAACCACAUGUGAGGCUCAUGUUAACCUGUGCACGAUUUCCACAGGCUGUUGGGACUGAAAGGAACAGGGAUUAUGAUGGGUUUAAGUUUUAAUGAAUGGAUGGAAAAGUGAAUAAAGGGACCUAUGGAAUGGUAAAUAUAGACUUCAGUGAAUGAAUGAUGCUGUGUUAAUUCUCAGGUGUAAGUCCUCAUCAUUUCAUCUGUAAUGUAUGACAAACUUUUAUUUGAGGUUUACAGCCUAAAUCUUGUGUGUAGGGGAGCAAGAGGCCUAGAAAUGUAUCUGAAUGUUGAACAUGCAUGAUCAACUUCUCAGUUUAGAAGUAGGGGCUUGGUGAGGGAAUGUAUUGCCAAUCUGAUAUUUUUAAUUCGUACCUACCUACCUAUGCACUUAUUUUACGUCAAUCUUGUCAUAUUUCAUAAACUGUCAACUGUAACUGAAAACAACUUUAAAGGCAGUGACAUACAUACUGAAAUUAUUUUGUUUUUACUUUUGACUCUUGAUCAUUUAUGUGAGUAAAUAGGUAUUUGUUGACGAGGGAUUAAGUUUGGUUUGAAAACUGUGAACAAAAUACUCAGACAAUACUAAUCGCCGAUAGACCGUAUUUUGAACUCAGAAAUAUAUAUAUUUCUUAUUUUCUUGUUCUCUCCAUCAUCACUUGUUCAAAAUGUAAGCGAUCUCCAGCUUUUCUCUCCUAUUUUACAGAAGAAAGCUUAGACCGUAUUUUGAACUCAGAAAUAUAUAUAUUUCUUAUUUUCUUGUUCUCUCCAUCAUCACUUGUUCAAAAUGUAAGCGAUCUCCAGCUUUUCUCUCCUAUUUUACAGAAGAAAGCUUAGUCGGUCAAGCUUUCACAAAGGGCUUUAAACAAGUGUAUUUCUACAGCAACCAUUGUAUGGUGUGGAUUUGAAGCCUUUCAAUACUUUUUAUUUUGCAGUUUACUACUGCUUCUCAGUCUGUGUUCGUGGUGGCCCCUGCCGCCAGAAACAUGAUCGGUCGGAACAAAUGUGAAGCUAAAUAAGCUGCACACCAAUAUUUAAUCUUUAUUAUAUUCUAGAUAUGAAUCUAAAGUCUGAUGAUACCACUUUAGACUUGGGAUAUUAAUCUAAAUAUCAAGUUCACUUGGAUUGAAAAAUAAAUAUCAAGGAGUCUGAAAAGCUUGUCAGUACAACCAAA